GGCGAUUGUUUAUGCUCAGAUGUGAGAUCGAAACUUUUAUUUUAUGGAAUAACGGGUGGGUACCUCGCCCUCCAAAUUUUUUUUUAAUGCUUAGAUGGGUGGACGAGCUCACAGCCUACCUGGUGUUAAGUGGUUACUGGAGCCCAUAGACAUCUACAACGUAAAUGUGCCAUCCACUUUGAGAUAUAAGUUCUAAGGUCUCAAUAUAGUUACAACGGCUACCACACCCUUCAAACCGAAACGCAUUACUGCUUCACAGCAGACAUAGGCGGGGUGGUAUCCGUGCGGACUCACCAACCACUGCGGGAUUCGAAGACCGGUGCAUCGCUAGAUACGAAUGCACCGGACGUCUUAUCGUUUAGGCCACGACGACAACAGUAAAAGUGCAGUAUUCGGGUUGUUUUACUCUGAAAUUAUUUUCAAUAUGGCAGCCUGGGAAAACGACGAAGAAAUAAUGCGGUUCCGGGAAUAUUUAAAAAUACCAAGCGUACAGCCAGAUGUGGAUUAUAGUGCCUGCGUCGAGUUCUUGACAGCGCAAGCGAGGUUAAUGAAUUUGCCCGUUAUGGUAUAUGAGAUAGUGCCGAAGAAACCAGUAGUUGUUGUCACGCUACAGGGCCUUCAGCCAGAUCUACCAUCGAUUUUGCUCAAUUCUCAUAUGGAUGUCGUGCCUGUUAACGAAGAGUUGUGGACUUAUCCCCCGUUCGAGGCGAAACUCACUGACGAUGGAUUCAUAUACGCCCGCGGAUCUCAAGACAUGAAGAGCACCGGCAUGAUAUACCUGGAAGCUAUCAGUAGAUUUAAUAAGUCUGGCAAACGUUUGAAAAGAACAACACACGUCAGCUUUGUACCUGACGAAGAAAUCGGCAGUACAUACGGCAUGAAAGCGUUCUCCGAGUCGCAGGAAUUUAAAAACCUGAACGUGGGCUUUGGAAUGGACGAGAGCGCGCCCAGCCCAGAACCAGACGAGCUAAUUGUAUUCAACGGUGAACGUACUUCGAGACAGGUUAAAGUGACAUGCAAAGGGGAACCAGGACACGGCGCCCUCCUUGACAUUGAUAACGCCGGUGAAAAAUUUUAUACGAUACUGAGCAAGUUUAUGAGUCUGCGUGCUGAAGAAAAACGUAAAACGCUUCCCCCUAUUAAUACAUUCAUAGGCGACGUAACUACAAUCAACUUAACUCAAGUCGAGGGAGGAGUUAUGGUUAAUGUUUUACCUGAAGUACUGAGCGCCACGUUCGAUGUGAGGAUAGCACCUGACGUGGAUCUGGAUGAGUUUGGGAAUAUGAUAGAAGCCUGGUGCAAAGAAGCCGGCGAGGGUGUCACCUUCGAAUAUCUUGUGAAAAAUCCACAAGUGUACAGCACGAAAACCGAUGGAAGUGUACCAUUCUGGAAUAGUCUGGUCGAAGUUAUCGAAAAGAUGGGUUUGAAGUUGAAAUGUGUGACAUGUCCGGGAGCCACCGAUGCCCGUUUCGUUCGACUACACAACAUCCCGGUAAUCAAUUUCACACCGAUACUGAACACUCCGCUGUAUGUCCACGCGCACAACGAGAGGGUUCAUGCGGACAUGUACAAGAAAGGUAUUGACAUCAUGGAGAAAGUCUUAGAAGCACUGGCCAAUGUUUAAGCAUUUACACGGAGCCCUACUGUGCUUUCUAUACUAUCUGGGAUUAAUAAAUGAAAUAUGUUAGUUGAUUUAUUAAUCCAAAAUUCAAAUAAAGAAUAGUCGAUCUUUUUAAUGGGUUUCCGCAAAAAGAGGCGUUUCCUCCUUUGAUUAAUUUCUUGAAAAAAAAAACUAGUUGUAGAGAGUACUUUCAAUUGCGUAUGUUUAAUUUUCUCUUCGUAAUGAUAAAUGUAAUUGUUUUCAUCAAUAAAUUAUUUGGAAAGAAA
Bombyx mori (domestic silkworm) is the source of this 1887-nucleotide messenger RNA. Its product is annotated as aminoacylase-1. The record is from RefSeq and is a predicted model, not a curated record. Gene Ontology annotation, biological process: amino acid metabolic process. The transcript is spliced from 10 exons. NCBI's taxonomy places the organism in Eukaryota, Metazoa, Arthropoda, Insecta, Lepidoptera, Bombycidae. Gene Ontology annotation, cellular component: cytoplasm. The coding region runs from base 338 to 1624 and encodes 428 amino acids. Gene Ontology annotation, molecular function: aminoacylase activity.